CGAGCGCGGAGCCGGAGGGAACCCAGCGGGUGCCGCGUCUCCACCCGGGCCUCCAUCACUUCCAACCAGCCAUGUUCCAGGCUGCAGGAGCCGCCCAAGCCACCCCCUCUCAUGAAGCCAAAGGCGGUGGUGGCAGCAGCACUGUUCAGCGCUCUAAGUCCUUCAGCCUUCGGGCCCAGGUGAAGGAGAGUUGUGCCGCCUGCCAGAAGACUGUGUACCCCAUGGAGCGGUUGGUGGCAGACAAGCUCAUUUUCCACAACUCUUGCUUCUGCUGCAAGCACUGCCACACCAAGCUAAGCCUGGGCAGCUACGCGGCACUGCACGGGGAAUUUUACUGCAAACCCCAUUUUCAGCAGCUGUUUAAGAGCAAAGGCAACUAUGAUGAGGGCUUUGGCCGGAAGCAGCACAAGGAGCUCUGGGCCCACAAAGAGGUGGACCCUGGCACCAAGACAGCCUGAGACCUCUCUGACCUCCACUCCCCCUGUAGAGGCCUGGAGCAGGGUGGUGGGAAGGGUGGGAAAGAGAUUAGACCUGGGCUCCGGUGGGGGGGCAGGGUGGGAAAGGGAUGAGGCCAUCUUGCUCAGGCAGAGGGUUAUGGGGGCAGAGCUCUGUUCCAAGAUUCCUUCAUUCUUCCUCAGUGGGUGGAGAUUUGGGAACCAGGAUUGGGGGUUGCUCACCACCCUGCUUCCUGCUUCUUCCGGCCUAUCACGCCUCACCCCAUGGCCCCCUGGGAGGCCCCCAAGUCCAGCUUCCCUAUCUAGGUGCCUUUUCUCCAGCAAGGAGUCAGCAUGCCCCCCUCAGGGUCCUAAGCCCCCUCACUGCCAUCCGGGGGCCCUGUGUGGCCCCCAUGUCUCCCCAUCUACCUCUGCCCUUAGCCUGAUUCUGAGCCAUGGAGACUUGGGAGGAUGGAGAGCCAGAGUGCCCCUGCUGGGCCUCGGCAUGCCCACCAGGGCUCAGUGGGGGAGGGGAGAGGAAGUGGAGCAGCCCUGCAAGGCAAGGCAGGGCAUGCCCCAGUGGGGCUUGGGACCAUCUCGCCCCACCGGCAUCAAGAAGCAGAAGCUAAAACUGCGAGGCUGAGAGCCACAGAGACUAGCGGUGAUCUGGCAGCGGCCACACUCCCCUCCUCUUCAGUUUCUGCCGGUUCUGACUGUUGUGAUCAACCCCGUUUUAAACAUGUUUCAAGAGAUCCUGACUCUGUAUUAUGUGGCCUAAUGGGGGGCUCUGCGGCAGGAAGGACACAGACUCAUCAUGCAGAGGUGAAGAAGGGGUACAGGGUCAGCCCAGAGCACUCCUGACCUUGAUGUGAUGGUGAUAGGCGUCAGAAAAGGGUAUGUCCUUCCCAGCCAGGUCUCGAUGCUAUCAAACCCAGAAUGUUUUAUAACUGAAACUCCUUUGUCCCUCCACCUUAUGUUGGCUAAAAGAGGGCCAGGCCGUCAAUGGGUAAUGGUGCCGGGCCUCACUGAACUUCGUUAUAUUGGGGUACAAGGCAGAACCCUUCUGCUGAGUCCUUGUCUGGGCCCCUUUUGCCCUGGAAAUCAGUAAAGGGAAUCAGCAGAU
Messenger RNA from Pteropus alecto (black flying fox), 1557 nucleotides. RefSeq names its product LIM domain containing 2 (gene LIMD2). Gene Ontology annotation, molecular function: actin filament binding. The transcript is spliced from 5 exons. The record is from RefSeq and is a predicted model, not a curated record. Gene Ontology annotation, cellular component: actin cytoskeleton; plasma membrane. Lineage: Eukaryota; Metazoa; Chordata; Mammalia; Chiroptera; Pteropodidae. Gene Ontology annotation, biological process: actin filament bundle assembly. Bases 72 to 458 code for a protein of 128 amino acids.